This is a messenger RNA of Melospiza georgiana, 2242 nucleotides long. It is a transcript of the gene CRNKL1, whose product is annotated as crooked neck pre-mRNA splicing factor 1. Gene Ontology annotation, cellular component: U2-type catalytic step 2 spliceosome; post-mRNA release spliceosomal complex; precatalytic spliceosome. The coding region runs from base 28 to 2013 and encodes 661 amino acids. The record is from RefSeq and is a predicted model, not a curated record. Gene Ontology annotation, molecular function: protein binding. Gene Ontology annotation, biological process: spliceosomal complex assembly; mRNA splicing, via spliceosome. The transcript has 14 exons. NCBI's taxonomy places the organism in Eukaryota, Metazoa, Chordata, Aves, Passeriformes, Passerellidae.
GGCGCCUGCGCGCACAGCGGCGGCAAGAUGGCGUCCACGGCGGCCGGGAAGCAGCGCAUCCCCAAAGUGGCCAAGGUGAAAAAUAAAGCACCCGCCGAAGUUCAGAUCACAGCGGAGCAGCUUCUGAGAGAGGCGAAGGAGAGGGAACUCGAGCUUCUCCCACCGCCUCCGCAGCAGAAGAUCACAGAUGUUGAAGAGUUAAAUGACUAUAAACUCCGGAAGAGGAAGACUUUUGAAGAUAACAUCAGAAAGAACAGGACUGUUAUCAGUAACUGGAUAAAGUACGCACAAUGGGAGGAAAGCCUGAAGGAAAUCCAGAGAGCCCGUUCCAUUUACGAGCGUGCCCUGGAUGUGGACUACAGGAACGUCACUCUCUGGCUGAAAUAUGCCGAGAUGGAGAUGAAGAACCGCCAGGUCAACCACGCCAGGAACAUCUGGGACCGGGCCAUCACCACCCUGCCCAGGGUGAACCAGUUCUGGUACAAGUACACGUACAUGGAGGAGAUGCUGGGGAACGUUGCUGGCUCACGCCAGGUGUUUGAAAGGUGGAUGGAGUGGCAGCCAGAGGAGCAAGCCUGGCAUUCCUACAUCAACUUCGAGCUCAGAUACAAGGAGGUGGACAGAGCACGAAGCAUUUAUGAGAGAUUUGUCCUGGUUCACCCCGAGGUGAAGAACUGGAUCAAGUACGCGCGCUUCGAGGAGAAGCACAGCUACUUUGCCCACGCCAGGAAGGUGUAUGAGAGGGCAGUGGAGUUCUUUGGGGAGGAGCACAUGGAUGAGCACUUGUACGUGGCCUUUGCCAAGUUUGAGGAGAACCAGAAAGAGUUUGAAAGAGUGAGAGUCAUCUACAAGUAUGCCUUGGAUAGAAUUCCGAAGCAGGAUGCCCAGAAUCUCUUCAAGAAUUACACCAUCUUUGAGAAGAAGUUUGGGGACAGGAGGGGAAUUGAGGACAUCAUUGUCAGCAAGAGGAGAUUCCAGUAUGAGGAGGAGGUGAAGGCCAACCCCCACAACUACGACGCGUGGUUCGAUUACCUGCGGCUGGUGGAGAGCGACACGGAUGCCGAGACCGUGCGGGAGGUGUACGAGAGAGCCAUCGCCAACGUGCCCCCCAUCCAGGAGAAACGCCACUGGAAGAGGUACAUCUACCUCUGGAUCAACUAUGCUCUCUAUGAGGAGCUGGAGGCAAAGGAUGCAGAGAGAACCAGACAGGUGUACCAGGCAUGCCUUGAGCUCCUGCCCCACAAGAAGUUUACAUUUGCUAAAAUGUGGCUGCUAUAUGCACAGUUUGAAAUUCGACAGAAGAACCUGCCCCUUGCCAGAAGAGCUUUGGGGACAUCCAUAGGCAAAUGCCCAAAAAACAAACUGUUUAAAGGCUACAUUGAGCUGGAGUUGCAGCUGCGCGAAUUUGACCGGUGCCGAAAGUUGUAUGAGAAAUUCCUGGAGUUUGCACCAGAAAACUGCACGUCCUGGAUUAAAUUUGCUGAACUGGAGACCAUCCUUGGGGACAUUGACCGUGCCAGGGCCAUCUAUGAGCUGGCUAUUGGCCAGCCCAGGCUGGACAUGCCUGAGGUGCUGUGGAAAUCCUACAUUGACUUUGAGAUUGAGCAGGAGGAGUUUGAGAAGACCAGGAACCUUUACCGGCGGCUGCUGCAGCGCACCCAGCAUGUCAAGGUGUGGAUCAGCCUGGCACAGUCUGAGCUGUGUGUGUCCUGUGCCCGCAGGUGUGGAUCAGCCUGGCACAGUCUGAGCUCUGUGUGUGUGUGCUGUGCCCGCAGGUGUGGAUCAGCCUGGCACAGUCUGAGCUCUGUGUUUCUGUGCUGUGCCCGCAGGUGUGGAUCAGCCUGGCGCAGUCUGAGCUCUGUGUGUGUGUGCUGUGCCCGCGGGUGUGGAUCAGCCUGGCACAGUCUGAGCUGUGUUUCUGUGCUGUGCCCGCAGGUGUGGAUCAGCCUGGCACAGUCUGAGCUGUGUGUGUGUGCUGUGCCCGCAGGUGUGGAUCAGCCUGGCACAGUCUGAGCUUUGUGUGUGUGUGCUGUGCCCGCAGGUGUGGAUCAGCCUGGCGCAGUCUGAGCUCUGUGUUUCUGUGCUGUGCCCGCAGGUGUGGAUCAGCCUGGCACAGUCUGAGCUGUGUUUCUGUGCUGUGCCCGCAGGUGUGGAUCAGCCUGGCACAGUCUGAGCUGUGUGUGUGUGUGCUGUGCCUGCAGGUGUGGAUCAGCCUGGCGCAGUCUGAGCUCUGUGUGUGUGU